Molecule: messenger RNA, 1536 nt
Organism: Fonsecaea pedrosoi CBS 271.37
Lineage: Eukaryota; Fungi; Ascomycota; Eurotiomycetes; Chaetothyriales; Herpotrichiellaceae
Exons: 3
Coding region: 1-1536 (511 amino acids)
Source: RefSeq, a predicted model, not a curated record
AUGUUUAACAAUUACAAUAACCCUUACUCGUCUACGAUCUCGGUCGACCCUAUCCCCAAGCGUGGCCACAAGCGACGAGCCAGCCGUAACCCGUCUCCGGAAAGAGGUUGCUCUCCUUUUUCUGUGAACUUCGGGCUGCCAGAGGAGGCUCGAGAAGUGGCCCUCGCCCUAUCGCAAGAAAGGGUUCGUCUAAGCAAGAUCUCCACCGAGGAGUUAUCUGGUGGAACUUCCUCACCUAGCGCACAAUCCUACUCCUCGAAGCGACAGAGGCCUUCCGUUAUUGAUGCCCACUUAGAGCCACCACUUCCUACAUACUUUCCUACCAGCAGAAGCAGCUUAACGUACGAUCCUAUUCGCUCUCUCGAUCGUCCGCUCCCACAAGCCUCAACCAAGAGCACAUUCCCUGUCGAUUCGUAUUUCAGCUUUCCCAAGCCCCCUAUAACUCCAACUCAAGUUAUUCAUCUGGGCGAAAAAGCUGUCUGGAACAAGAGACCAGGAGAGAGGCCAGGCGCCGCCAAAAGCGCCGCCGACCCUGUAAUCUCUCCGCACAAUCCAUUAUCUGGUUCCCUGCAGGCAGAGAGGGAAUCAGUGAAAUGCCUAAACCAGAAGCCCGGAGCAAGUUCUGCUCUAGGUGCUAGUGGAGUAUCUGGGCUUCGGCGUCCAGAUAAUGCAACAAUGAAAAGACUGCUAGGAGGGUCGACGGCAGCUAAACGGCAGACACUCGUUCCGUCUGCGCAUUCGGUGCCAGUCCACAAGAAAGAUGGCGACAGGGCAAGAAAAAAUGAAAUACUAUGGUCGCCGCAUUACAUCAAUGAAGCCAGAACACACUACUCCGGAGGACCUGGGAUCAAAGCGCGAAAAUUCAAUGACCCAUGGCAGGGUCCUACCCCUGCGAGCGCACCUGAUACCAAGUUGAUGGCCAGCAGGGACUUUGGUGGACUAGAGAGUCAUCGUCGUCGUCGAUACAAUGCGGAAUACCCUGCCAGCCUCCGCUACGUGGAGGAGGUCCAGGACAUGUCUCCGGACGACUUUCUGUCAAAGUCUCCCGAUGACUAUAGUAUACCGGUUAUCUCGAUUAUGAAUAACACAAUAUCAGAGCGAGCUCCUUCAGUCAUGUCAGAACUCCUGUCAAAGCCCCUGUCUCAGAGCAUUCCAAAUGACGUACCCUGCGAGGACUUUGCUACGUUUCGUAUGGACAGUCCGGGCAAUCAUAGAUCGAUCGCUUUGGAGGCAGGCCGGCGCGUGAAUGGACGGCGGCACAUUCUUACAGAUUGCAAGUACACGAUAUCGCAAGACCUGACCGACAGCCACGCUUCAGCGCUAGUCCUCUUAUAUGCUCUCGCAGAGCGCAAGCCCACACGAAAGCGUCCGCCCGAGUCAAAGAAAUUCGGCCUACAGGGGCUGUCGCAAAGGCAAGUUUCUAUGCGUAUGUCUACGCCUAUUCCUAUACCACGCCACCGGGAUCUCAGUCUGAGUAAAGAAAAACCUCGGUAUUCUUCGCUAUCCGAACAAGUCAUGGCACAGCGCAGUCAUUAG